Cotesia glomerata is the source of this 633-nucleotide messenger RNA. Its product is annotated as glutamyl aminopeptidase-like. The record is from RefSeq and is a predicted model, not a curated record. The transcript is spliced from 3 exons. The coding region runs from base 62 to 571 and encodes 169 amino acids. Gene Ontology annotation, biological process: peptide catabolic process; proteolysis. Gene Ontology annotation, molecular function: zinc ion binding; peptide binding; metalloaminopeptidase activity. NCBI's taxonomy places the organism in Eukaryota, Metazoa, Arthropoda, Insecta, Hymenoptera, Braconidae. Gene Ontology annotation, cellular component: cytoplasm.
AAUUUCUAAAAUUUGAUACUAGCGGAAAAUUUUUGAGUUAUCAAUUCAACUUAAAAAAAUCAUGAAGCAUCUAAAUCGAAAAUAUUUGAUAUAUUCUAUCAUAAAACUCAUUGUGUAUGGUGUAUUGAUUCAGUUCAAGAUGAGAGAAGUUGCUUCAAAUUCAGAAAUAUCUAGUAUCCAUCCUUUACCUGAUUAUGUCAAACCUAUUCAUUAUGCUAUUAAAAUAAUGCCUCUCCUGAAAAAAGACAAUUGGACUUACGACGGCGAAUCUGAUAUUGAAAUACAAAUAAAGCAAAAAAGUAAUUUUUUAGUUUUAUAUGCAAAAAAUCUUGAAAUAAGCGAUAAUAUUACGAUAGAAAAUGAAAACGGAAUGCAUCAAUCUGUUAACUAUAAAAUUGACAAUGAAACAGAUUUUUUAACAAUUACAUUUCAAGAGGAACUAUCUGAAGGAAUUCAUACUUUACAUUUGAGAUACCGAGGUAAAGUUAACGAUGAAGCACAAGGUCUUUAUCGCAGCAGUUAUACAGAUAUUUAUGGAGAAAAUCGGGGUAUAAUAAACGAUAGAAGUUAAGAGCCAUCUAAAGUACGGUGGAGAAAAUUUUUGGAACUUUGUCAAUUUGUAAAGUGAUAGAU